AUCCUCUAAGCUAAGUGAACAUUUACAGGUUUGCCACAAGGGGGCGCACAAGCAAACAAAACAUAAAAAUUGGUUAACUUUGUUUAGUACAUCCGGGUCAUAGUGUGUACUUCAUGUUAGCUAGCCUCUUGGACUGUAGCCUUUGGUACUAUUUGGUCUUAUUUCUACGCAGAAGAUUAGUGUUUCUGUACUUUUCUUCUUGCAUCUAACCUGUUCCUGAUCAUGAACAGGUCAGUGCUUCUGCACAGGUUAACCUCCCGCGUCCUGUCCUGUACCAGAGGAUCAUGUCUGCUCACGGGUUGGAUACCUUGUGGGGUGCAGCCUCAUUCACCGGGUCACACACUCAUCCAGCAGAGUUCCACUGGACCUCUUAUACCUAAUUUCACAGCCUUUGUGAGGUACUCAGACUUGUCCACAAAGAAGUACACUAUGAUUUACACUCUGCCAUACAUUAAAGCCCUCAGAGCUGUGUCCAGGAUCAAACUGCUCCAAACUGCCAUCACAGUGGUCGUCUUGCCCCCAGUGUUCUUUCUCUACCUCCAAGGAGACGUCCCCUUCUUUCUUGUCAGCUACACGACAGGAAUAGCACUGUUCGCUGGUGUCAUGCUGUACACUGCCAGUCACUUCUUCAGAAGGGUUGUGGGGAUGAUGUACCUAGACCAGUCCCAGACCAUACUCAAAGUAUCACACCUCACCUUCUGGGGUAGGCGCCAUGACAUCUACCUGCCUGUGUCAGAUGUUAUGACCAUCGCGGAUACAGGGGACUCCGCAAACGAGGUGAUAAUGAAACUACAGAGAUACAGCAGUCCACAGACAAUGUAUUUCUCCACACAUUUUGGACGGGUGGUGGACAAACAGGGUUUUCAGAAGGUGUUUGGAAGUUUAAAUUAAUUUGUUUAAAAGUAUGGAUUGGACUUUAAAGGUAAAUACCGCUGCUUACUGGGGAGUGUACACACUGUGCUUGUUAAGUCAAAGAAAGCAAUUUUGGCUUCAUUUUCCCUUGUGGGGCAGAUAGUUUAUCUGUCCAAUAAAUAUGAUACAUCCAUA
This is a messenger RNA of Scatophagus argus, 1047 nucleotides long. RefSeq names its product transmembrane protein 186 (gene tmem186). The coding region runs from base 223 to 891 and encodes 222 amino acids. The record is from RefSeq and is a predicted model, not a curated record. The transcript is spliced from 3 exons. Gene Ontology annotation, cellular component: mitochondrion. NCBI's taxonomy places the organism in Eukaryota, Metazoa, Chordata, Actinopteri, Scatophagidae.